AUGCACUGCUCUUCUCCUCGUCCUGAGGCCUCAACUGCUCUUCCUUUCUCCCCACUCCAAGUCCAUGAUGGCCGCCACAAAAAAGAGUCAGACAUUAUCCUGAAUAGGGCCAAUGUCGCUCUUGCUCGCAGCCAGCGCCUGGUCGCCUCCUGGCUCCCCGAACCGUCUGCCGAUGAGCUGGCCAACGCCAAGUCAGAAGAGGAGCUGCAGCGCGAGGAAGACGAGAUUUUCACCGCCGUCCCCGAGACUUUCCGCAGACUCGGCGUCGGCGCCCCUCUCCCCGAAAAAGCCGCCGACGGGAGCUGGAAUCGCACAGAACUGAGCUCGAACGAUCAGCUACGGAAACAGCUUCUCGGCAGAAACUACGACAAGAUCAUGAAGGCGAAAGCAGCGGCGAAAUCUACCCAAACGACCGCCGCACAGCCGGGCAAACCAGCUUCUACACUGGUUAAUAGUCACGAUGACGACGGGGACGACGACGAGGAUGAAGGCCGGACUUCAAUGGUUGGCCAGAAGAAACGGAAAACUAAGCAGACGCAGCCUCAACCUACUACACCAACGGACCAGAGCGACAAUGCUGAGAAUGGCGCAGCACCAUCCGAAGUGCAUGCGAAACCAGCUCCGUCAAAGGGGAGGAAAAAGGCCACCAGUUACCUGGAUGAACUCCUGGCGGAGCGGUCGAAGAAGAGAAAGAAGCGGUGA
Messenger RNA from Penicillium macrosclerotiorum, 702 nucleotides. RefSeq names its product DUF3245 domain-containing protein. The transcript has 2 exons. The record is from RefSeq and is a predicted model, not a curated record. Bases 1 to 702 code for a protein of 233 amino acids. NCBI's taxonomy places the organism in Eukaryota, Fungi, Ascomycota, Eurotiomycetes, Eurotiales, Aspergillaceae.